ACUGCAUUAUGUAGAUACAAUCUGCAAUAACCAUUUAGUCGAUUUUUUUCAAAAGUGAAUAUGUUUAUCUUGAAUUUGCCUAUUUUCAUUGUAUUAAGUUAUAAAAUAUUGUUGACUAUGUUAAAUAAGAAGACACGUGUUGCAGUUAUGUUGUGAUACCGUGUAUACCUGUAGCAAAUAACAAACAAAAAUAUCUGAAUACAAGAUUUUAAGAGAGUUAUACAAACAUUUGAGAUCAUACAUAGGUAGGAUCAUGAAAGCUAUCGGGUGGACUGGUGGGAAGUUGGUUAAUAUUAGUGACCAUGAAGAUUCUGUUGGUGUUCACAGUGAUGUGCUUUUUACACUGCCAUGCAACUUCGCUGGUCCAAACUGAGCAACAGAUGGAGCUCAACAGUCGUCCUAUCGUUGGUAUACUAGCUCAGGAACAGUCUUAUCAACUGAAGGAUAAAUAUCCUGAGAAUUUUACGAGUUACAUUGCUGCUUCGUAUGUGAAAGAUGUAGAGGCGUCGGGAGCAAGGGUGGUGCCAAUAAUGAUCGGAAAAGAUAGAAGUUACUAUGCUGAGCUGAUGAGUAAAAUCAAUGGAGUGUUAUUCCCUGGAGGAGCGACGUACUUCAACCAAUCAGAUGGUUACGCCGACGCGGGCCAGCACAUUUACGAGAUAGCCCAGGAGCUGAAUGACAAUGGCGACUACUUCCCAGUGUUCGGCACGUGUCUUGGGUACGAGCUGCUUAUGAUCCUCGCUUCUGGCAGAAGCGAGGUGGAGAACAGGGCGAAUUGCAGUUCCAAAAGGAAUAUGCCUCUGCAUUUUACGCAUGAUUUCCGCGACAGCAAAAUGUAUAGGAAGGCAGAGGAAGACGUGAUCACGUGGUUGGCCAACGAGAACAUUACAGUUAACUAUCAUCAAUUUUGUAUAUUGGACAAGAAUAUGGAGGCGUACAACCUGACUAAAGACUGGCGCAUUACUUCUCAUUCGGAUGAUGAUAAUGGCCUGGAAUUUAUCGCCUCCGUUGAGCACAGGAGGUAUCCAAUUUACGGAGUCCAGUUCCAUCCUGAGAAAAUUCCGUUCGAGUGGAAUAACCAGUAUCCUCACUCCUACAAAGCGUUGAAGGCGAAUCGCCACUUCAUGGAUUUCUUCGUAUCAGAAUGCCGAAAGAAUCUUCAUGCCUUUGCUACUAAAACUGAAGAAAACCAACAUUUGAUCUAUAACUACCAACCCAGAUUCACAGGGUUGGUCAGCUCUUAUGAACAAUGCUACUUCUUCGAACCAAGGUCGGCUGACGGUUGAAGAAUUUUCGACUGUGAUAUACAAACAAAUUCAACUUGUACGUGUAGUGUAUAGGAAAUUUGCCUAAAUAAAAUAUAUCUUUAACUUUAAUUGUAACUUUAAUUUUAGUUUUAAACACUCGAAUAUGUCUAAUGAAUUCGAAAAUCUUUAUUUAUACUUAGUACAAUAAAUGUUUUUAAAAAAAU
Molecule: messenger RNA, 1471 nt
Organism: Plodia interpunctella (Indianmeal moth)
Lineage: Eukaryota; Metazoa; Arthropoda; Insecta; Lepidoptera; Pyralidae
Product: gamma-glutamyl hydrolase A-like
Exons: 8
Coding region: 303-1286 (327 amino acids)
Biological process (GO): tetrahydrofolylpolyglutamate metabolic process
Cellular component (GO): vacuole
Molecular function (GO): gamma-glutamyl-peptidase activity
Source: RefSeq, a predicted model, not a curated record